AUGUUUCGCAAGCGCAAAGAGGCGUCUCGUUCAGAGACACCACCUGCGCGUGGUGACGCCGGUUCGGACUACAAUGACGAGGGGACGGGAAACCCCCCAAGUUCGAGUCUGAAAUUUACCAAACGCAAAAAAUCAACCGGGGGAACAGAGGGUGAAGGCGCCAGUGGGAGUAUGGUUCCAAAAAAGAGGCGCAAGCGCCGCGAAAAGGAACGCAAGCGGCUCGAACUGGCGCAGAAGAUUGAUUCGAUUAUCAAACCAGGCAAAGCCGGAAAGAGGAAAAAGCGAAAAAAGGGAGGCGACGAAGAGGAAAUUGAUGCACAUGGGGAUGAGGAAGUCAACCGGUUACGUCAGGCCAUGCAUGCUGCAGCAGACCGGGACAUCGAGGCCAAUGCAAACAAGCAGCCGGCAGUUUCCAAGCUAAAGAUGCUUAGUGAGGUUAUGGAUACGCUACAAAAAUCCUCCCUCGUCCAAUCUGUUUUGGACAACAAUCUGCUUGAGGGUGUCAGGCGCUGGCUCGAACCUUUGCCGGACAAGUCUCUUCCUGCCCUUAGUAUUCAAAACGCCUUUUUUGAGAUCUUGCCAAAACUUGAUAUCGAAACCGCUGUUUUGAAAGAGUCAGGUCUCGGGAAGAUCGUACUCUUUUACACUAAAUGCAAACGGGUUACUCCAACUAUCCGUCGUAUCGCCGAUACCCUCGUUGCCAACUGGUCUCGUCCGAUCGUUAAGCGCUCUGCCUCGUAUCGUGAUCGUCACGUUCCGACUGCCGAGACCGAAGUUUCCGUGCGCACAGAGAAACUCAAUAAGUUACUCGAACGUGCAGCCACUCUCAGUAACAACGGACGUGGCCGCAAAAAUGCGGUACGCAUUCCAGAGAGCGCUAUCGGACGGUAUACCGUUGCCCCCAAGUCUGGAAAUGCCGGUGUCAGUGCGAAUGUGGCCGCAGAUGUGGAGCGGCGCAAGGCAAACCAGGAACGUUUGCGACGGAUGCAAAGGAAACUCGAUACAGCCAAGCAAAAGGGGUCGAGGGCAUAA
This is a messenger RNA of Rhizoctonia solani, 1032 nucleotides long. RefSeq names its product TFIIS helical bundle-like domain protein. The transcript is spliced from 5 exons. The record is from RefSeq and is a predicted model, not a curated record. Bases 1 to 1032 code for a protein of 343 amino acids. Gene Ontology annotation, biological process: poly(A)+ mRNA export from nucleus. NCBI's taxonomy places the organism in Eukaryota, Fungi, Basidiomycota, Agaricomycetes, Cantharellales, Ceratobasidiaceae. Gene Ontology annotation, cellular component: nucleus.